Messenger RNA from Raphanus sativus (radish), 2774 nucleotides. Its product is annotated as probable splicing factor 3A subunit 1. The transcript has 3 exons. Gene Ontology annotation, cellular component: U2 snRNP; U2-type prespliceosome; catalytic step 2 spliceosome. The coding region runs from base 168 to 2534 and encodes 788 amino acids. Gene Ontology annotation, biological process: mRNA cis splicing, via spliceosome; regulation of alternative mRNA splicing, via spliceosome. NCBI's taxonomy places the organism in Eukaryota, Viridiplantae, Streptophyta, Magnoliopsida, Brassicales, Brassicaceae. The record is from RefSeq and is a predicted model, not a curated record. Gene Ontology annotation, molecular function: protein binding; RNA binding.
AAAUCUCCUAGGGCUCAGUUCAAUUCUUCCUCAGGAGGAUUUUCUCCAUCAUCUCCUUCUUCGUAUCGUCCUUCUAAGCUUUUCUAGUCUCCACUUCUCCUCCACGUCACGACAGGUUCUCUCCGCGGAGCUCACUCUUCCUUUAACAGCUGAGGAGGAGAAAAAAAAUGUUCAGUUCGUCGCAGAUACUGCCCCUCGAGGCUCCUCCCACCGACGGGAACCUCGGUCCGCUUCCUCCGUCGCAGCUAACGGAUCAGGAAGCCGAAGAGAGAGAGCUUCAAAACAGCAGCUCGAAUCAAGCUCCUCCGGUGGAGUCGGUAGCGACUCACACGAGGACCAUCGGAAUCAUUCACCCGCCUCCGGAUAUCAGAAGCAUCGUCGAGAAGACUGCUCAGUUCGUCUCCAAGAACGGAUUGGAGUUCGAGAAGAGGAUCGUCGCUAGCAACGCCAAGAACGCGAAGUUCAACUUCUUGACCAGCUCGGAUCCUUACCACGCCUUUUACCAGCACAAGCUCGCUGAGUACCGUGCUCAGAAUCAAGAUGGAGCUCAGGGUGGUGAUGAUGGUACUGAUGGUUCAGAUGGUCAGAGUCUUCAACUUGAUGGUGGUGGUGGUGGUGAUGGUGAUGGUGAAGCAGGCGAGGGACAAGCUGAUCUUCAGGCUCAGUUUCGGGUUCCUCCUAAGCCUUUAGAACCUCCGGAGCCUGAGAAGUAUACGGUUAGACUUCCUGAAGGGAUUACAGGCGAGGAGCUUGAGUACAUUAAGCUCACGGCGCAGUUUGUGGCGCGGAAUGGGAAGUCUUUCUUGACUGGGUUGCAGAGUAGAGAGAGUAACAAUCCUCAGUUUCAUUUUAUGAAGCCGACGCAUAGCUUGUUCUCCUUUUUCACUGCUCUGGUUGAUGCGUAUUUCGAUGUGUUAAAGCCUCCGGAAGACCUGAAGGAGAAGCUGAGGAAGAGUGCUGCUGAUUUGACUACUGUUCUUGAGCGCUGUUUGCAUCGUCUUGAAUGGGAUCGUUCUCAGGAGCAGCAGAGGAAGAAGGAAGAGGACGAGAAAGAGCAGGAGAGAGUGCAGAUGGCUAUGAUUGAUUGGCAUGAUUUUGUGGUUGUUGAAUCGAUUGACUUUGCUGACGAGGAGGACGAUGAGUUGCCACCGCCUAUGACGCUCGAGGACGUCAUAAGGAGGAGCAAAGUAUCGGCAGCCAUGGAAGAAGAUGAAGUUGUGGAGCCUGGCAAGGAAGUUGAGAUGGAAAUGGAUGAGGAAGAAGUCAGGCUCGUUGCGGAAGGAAUGAGAGCAGCCAACUUGGAAGCGAAUGGUGGCUCUGUGAAGAUUGAAAGUUUGAACGAUGAGGAAGCACCAAUGAGGAUUGUUAAGAACUGGAAGAGGCCAGAAGAUAGGAUCCCGACAGAGAGAGAUCCUACUAAAGUUGUUAUAUCUCCAAUUACUGGCGAGCUGAUUCCCAUUAGCGAGAUGUCUGAGCACAUGCGGAUUUCGCUUAUUGAUCCUAAGUUCAAAGAGCAGAAGGAUCGGAUGUUUGCUAAGAUUCGUGAGACUACUCUUGCACAAGACGACGAGAUUGCUAAGAACAUAGUGGGACUUGCGCGUCUGCGUCCUGAUAUUUUCGGGACAACUGAAGAAGAAGUCUCAAAUGCUGUAAAAGCAGAGAUUGAGAAGAAGAAAGAUGAGCAGCCAACCCAAGUAAUAUGGGAUGGUCACACAGGAAGUAUAGGUCGCACAGCAAACCAAGCCUUGGCUCAGAAUGCUAAUGGAGAGGAGCAAUACGGAGAUCCAAACAGCUUCCCUGGUCCAGCUGCACUACCUCCUCCUCGACCAGGUGUCCCAAUAGUCCGGCCAUUGCCACCACCUCCUAAUCUCGCCUUGAACCUCCCUCGUCCUCCCCCGUCUGUUCAGUACCCUGGUCCGCCCAGGCCAUUAGGUGUUCCAAUGAUGCAACCCAUGCAUCCACAACACCAGCUCUCGAUGCCUGGGCCACCUGGACACCAGCAGAUGAUGAUGAACCGGCCUCCACCAAUGCAGCAUGGCAUGCCUGUGCCACCUCCACCGGGAUCACAGUUUGCUCAUCAUCAAGUUCCAAGACCUUAUGGUCAGCUUCCACCACCUAUGCAUGGGAUGAUGCAACCACCACCUAUGCAUGGGAUGCCGCCUCCUCCACCACAUGAGGAGGCACCACCGCCUCUUCCUGAGGAGCCAGAGCCUAAGAGACAAAAAUUCGACGAGUCAGCUCUCGUUCCAGAAGAACAGUUCCUUGCUCAGCAUCCGGGUGCUGCUACAAUCAGGGUCUCUGUUCCAAACGUGGAUGAUGGGCAAGUCAUUGAGAUCACAGUGCAGUCAUUAUCAGAAAACGUGGGAAGUUUGAAAGAGAAGAUAGCCGGUGAAACACAAAUCCCAGCAAACAAACAGAAGUUGAGUGGAAAAGCUGGGUUCUUAAAGGACAACAUGUCGCUUGCACAUUACAAUGUCGGAGCAGGUGAAAUCUUAACACUGUCUUUGAGAGAGCGUGGUGGGAGAAAGAGAUAGAGAGUCAGCUGGUGGAUGCAGAGAAAUGCAUUUGGUUUCUUCUUUAGAUGUUUUCAAAACUUGGUGGCCAAAACUAUUUGUACUGCUAUCUUUUUUACUCUUGGCCCAUCGCAUCUAGUAUCUAUUGAAGUUUUAGAUUGAAAAAAAAAAGAAUAUCACUGAGUUAAGUUUGUGUCGGAUCUGCAAGCAACGUUUUGGAUAACUCAUCUUUACUAUAUGAUACUCUGUUUUGCCUUUGUC